AUUACGUUUAUGUGAAAUUGUGAAGUACUAUCUUACAAGUCACAAACAACUUGGUCAAUAGUCAUACUCCAAAGUAGAUAUCCUUUCACUCAUACAUACCAAUUCCCAAACAAGAACAAACACGACAAAAGAAAAACGCAAUGAGCUUGUCACUCCUCCAAGGCUAUUCCUCUGCUGAAGAAGACGAACACAAACAAGGAAAUUCCGGUUUCUCCGAUAGCGAAGAUGAAUCCGAUACUGAACAAAACAACACCGCUUCACAUUUUCCUGCAACAUACAAACCAAUAAUCCCCCCAAAACCUUCCCAUGACUCUUCUCUUCCUUCAGCAGUAGAUGUUUUCUCUGAAAUUUCAGGCCCUCCUCGGUUUCUUAAUAAUUGUGUUGAAGAUCAAAGUUUAAGAAGAACGGAUGUUGUUCAUCAGGGUCACAAGAAAAGUAGAGACAGAAAAGAUUUGCCUGCUGGUGCUGUGGUAGAGGCAAAAGCCCAUGUAACAGGAAUACGUGAGCGAGUAAGGAGUGAUAAUGAGGGUAAUGUUACUUCAACUCAGCCUCAGAAACAUGCUGGAGCUGCAACUGACUUAAAACCAAGCAUGUGCUUGCAAUGUGGAAUACCUAAGACCUAUUCUAGUUCUACUGGGUGGGUUUGUCCGCAAUGCAGUGCUUUAGGUGACUCCAAGAACAGAGGAUCUACCGUUAAAGACAAGGAGAAGGUCAAGAGAAUGAGAGGCCAAUCUUCUCACGCGACAUGGAAAAGUGAGACGGAGAUGCAUCUUAGGCAGCAAUUUGAUUAGCGGAAUCAGAGGAACGUCUUAAUUUUAGAAACUAGUGUUGUACUUUUAAGAUAAAGUUGGAAUGUUGGUUUUAUCGAAGUAAUUAUCAAUCAACUGUGGUAGCUGCAGUUGAUUUGGUGGUACGUUUCUUCAGAAUCCGUGAUUCUAUUCACUAAUUCUUCCUCCUCAGUCCAAAGGCAGUGUAGCGGGAGGAAUAAGAUCAGAAUCUUAAAAAUUCAAUGAAGAUUCGAGUGUUUAAGUUGUUUUGAAAA
Messenger RNA from Amaranthus tricolor (Joseph's coat), 1042 nucleotides. RefSeq lists its product as uncharacterized. The record is from RefSeq and is a predicted model, not a curated record. The coding region runs from base 141 to 791 and encodes 216 amino acids. Lineage: Eukaryota; Viridiplantae; Streptophyta; Magnoliopsida; Caryophyllales; Amaranthaceae. The transcript is spliced from 4 exons.